AAACCUUCCAACCCAUCUUCUUAUAAACCUACCAAGAACCUUCACCUCUAAAACCAUGGUCAGCUCCUGUUGUGGCUCUGUCUGCUCUGAGGAGGGCUGUGGCCAAGGCUGCUGCCAGCCCAGCUGCUGCCAGACUACCUGCUGUAGGACCACCUGCUGCCGCCCCAGCUGCUGUGUGUCCAGCUGCUGCAGGCCCAGCUGCUGUGUGUCCAGCUGCUGCAGACCCCAGUGUUGCCAGUCUGUGUGCUGCCAGCCCACCUGCUGCCGCCCCAGCUGCUGUCGCCCCAGCUGCUGCAUUUCUAGCUGCUGUAGACCUUGCUGCCGCCCCAGCUGCUGUGUGUCCAGCUGCUGCAGGCCCCAGUGCUGCCAGUCUGUGUGCUGCCAGCCCACCUGCUGCCGCCCCAGCUGCUGUCGCCCCACCUGUUGCAUUUCCAGCUGCUGCCGCCCCUGCUGUGGUAGUUCCAGCUGCUGUGGAUCUAGCUGCUGCCGCCCCACCUGUUGCAUUUCCAGCUGCUGCCGCCCCAGCUGCUGCAGGCCCAGCUGCUGUGUGUCCAGCUGCUGCAGACCCCAGUGCUGCAUCUCCAGCUGCUGCCGCCCCUGCUGUGGUAGUUCUAGCUGCUGUGGAUCUAGCUGCUGCCGCCCCAGCUGCUGCAGGCCCAGCUGCUGUGUGUCCAGCUGCUGCAGACCCCAGUGCUGCAUCUCUAGCUGCUGCCGCCCCACCUGUUGCCAGACCACCUGCUGCAGGACCACUUGUUGCCGCCCAUCAUGCUCUAGUGGUUCUUGCUGCUGAGGUUUCUCACCCACAGUGUCCUGUUCUUCACCAUCCAGCAUUCCUGAUGUAGACCAUAUGUGAAUGCAAGCCCACGAGGCCAGUCAAAGCUUCUCUCUUAACAUAUUGAUUUUUAACCUUCUAACUACAUUGUCUUGUCCCUGUGUCUUUGUCAAUGAACACAAGAUGGAUUUGUGUGUGUGUGUGUGUGUGUGAAAUCUGUAAACAGAUCUCAUCCCCAUACUUUGUUUCCUUCCCCAUUUUCAAAAACAUACUCCCCUCAUAUCUU
Molecule: messenger RNA, 1058 nt
Organism: Mus musculus (house mouse)
Lineage: Eukaryota; Metazoa; Chordata; Mammalia; Rodentia; Muridae
Gene: Krtap4-9
Product: keratin associated protein 4-9
Exons: 1
Coding region: 56-790 (244 amino acids)
Cellular component (GO): cytosol; keratin filament
Source: RefSeq, marked provisional